Cylicostephanus goldi is the source of this 195-nucleotide messenger RNA. NCBI's taxonomy places the organism in Eukaryota, Metazoa, Nematoda, Chromadorea, Rhabditida, Strongylidae. The record is from the annotation of a GenBank genome assembly.
AUGGGCCGAGAUGGCCACGAACCGCUGCCUACUGAAGAGGUGACCCUACCGGCUGGCGAAGAAGAGCCAGAUCGAGGUCAAUGGACGGGAAAAUUUGACUUUCUCAUGAGCAUGAUCGCAUAUGCUGUGGGGCUUGGGAAUGUCUGGCGAUUCCCGUACCUUUGUUUUAAAAAUGGCGGCGGUUCAUUCCUUGUA